UUCAGAGACAUCCAGAUAUGUGUCACAAAGAUGUCCACACGCGGCUGCCAGGGAACCGACUCUGUCAUCAAGCCCCUGGACACCAUCCCUGAGGACAAGAAGGUGAAAGUUCAGCGCACACAGAGCGGCUUUGACCCCUUUGAGAAGCCCACCAGUCAGGUGAAGAGGGUCCAUUCUGAGAACAAUGCCUGCAUUACUGCCAAGAGCUCAUCAGCCAGCAAAGAGUCACCCAAGCUACGCCGACAUUCAAGUCCAAGUUCUCCCACAAGCCCCAAGUUUGGAAAGGCAGAUUCAUAUGAAAAGCUUGAAAAGCUGGGAGAAGGUUCAUAUGCGACAGUUUACAAAGGAAAGAGCAAGGUGAAUGGAAAGCUGGUGGCUCUGAAAGUGAUCCGUCUGCAGGAGGAGGAGGGCACACCCUUCACUGCUAUAAGAGAAGCAUACAGACCUGUGUCAAUACAUGGACAAAUAUCCUGGGGGGCUCCAUCCGGACAACGUGAAGCUCUUCCUCUUCCAGCUGCUAAGAGGCUUGUCUUACAUCCACCAGAGGUACAUCCUUCAUCGUGACCUGAAACCACAAAACCUUCUCAUCAGUGACACCGGGGAGCUCAAACUAGCUGAUUUUG
Messenger RNA from Nematolebias whitei (Rio pearlfish), 623 nucleotides. RefSeq names its product cyclin-dependent kinase 14 (gene cdk14). Gene Ontology annotation, biological process: protein phosphorylation. Gene Ontology annotation, cellular component: nucleus; cytosol; cytoplasm. The record is from RefSeq and is a predicted model, not a curated record. Gene Ontology annotation, molecular function: cyclin binding; ATP binding; cyclin-dependent protein serine/threonine kinase activity. Lineage: Eukaryota; Metazoa; Chordata; Actinopteri; Cyprinodontiformes; Rivulidae.